AUAGUUGUUUACUUAGUUACGGUUGCGAUAUACAAUAUAUUCUUCUAUCCGCUUGCUAGAUUCCCUAGGCCUAGAUUGCGAGCUGUAUCGGAGCUGCUAUAUUUUCUUUGUCUUGUUCGAGGAGAUACGCCUAAGAAAACACUAGAUUUGUAUAAUAGAUAUAGUCCGAUUGUAAGAGUUUCGCCUAACGAAUUGUCUUUUAUUAGCCCUGUAGCUAUUAAAGAGAUCUACGGCUCUAUUCUAGGACGACCCGAGCUACGUAAAGAUAAUAAGUAUUAUAGCGGUAUAGGCGAGGCGACCCUACUCUUUAGCGACAAGGAAUAUUACUCCUAG
Molecule: messenger RNA, 333 nt
Organism: Pseudocercospora fijiensis CIRAD86
Lineage: Eukaryota; Fungi; Ascomycota; Dothideomycetes; Mycosphaerellales; Mycosphaerellaceae
Exons: 1
Molecular function (GO): oxidoreductase activity, acting on paired donors, with incorporation or reduction of molecular oxygen; iron ion binding; monooxygenase activity
Source: RefSeq, a predicted model, not a curated record